Messenger RNA from Vigna angularis (adzuki bean), 825 nucleotides. RefSeq lists its product as uncharacterized. Bases 1 to 825 code for a protein of 274 amino acids. The record is from RefSeq and is a predicted model, not a curated record. NCBI's taxonomy places the organism in Eukaryota, Viridiplantae, Streptophyta, Magnoliopsida, Fabales, Fabaceae. The transcript has a single exon.
AUGGAUUCCAAACGACCUAGAAAGUUGAACUUUAACGCAUCUCUUUUGUCAACAAAGCGUUUUGGUUUUUCAGGUGUUGCAGGUGCAUCAUCAUGCUCCUCAAGCUCACCUGACAGCAUAGUAGCAAAUACAAGUGUUCCAUUUUCAUGGGAACAUGCCCCAGGGAAACCAAAAAUCAUUGAGAGGAGCGAUAGCAUCUAUGGAGACAUAGACACCCCGCGGCUAAGACCACCUCCUUGCCUUUGGCAUCCACCUGAAGAAGCAGCCAAAGCUGAAGUAUAUACCGAUGUUCUUGCAUUUGAUGAAGAUGAUGGUUGCGAUGGCGACAAUGAAGAAGAUGAUGACAAGAAGAAUAAUUCUUUCUCUGAUGCAAUGGAUGUUUUGUCUCUCUCUGAAGCACUAUACAUUAUGCAACAAUCAGACGCAGCUCUCAGUGAAAGCAAUAAUGGGUUGAGAUUAAAGCUUUCAGAGUCUGAUGGCUGUGAAUCUCCAACCUAUAUGAUCAACCGUUUUCUGCCUGAUGCCAAUGCAUUGGCUGCAUCAUCUGAAGCACAUAUUUCCUAUGAUUCCAAAGUUAGUGAUACUUGUUGUAGUCAUGAAGGUUAUCUCAAAGGUUCUACUAAGCACUCGUAUGCUUCUUCUCCAAAAGGGUGUGGCCUGGAAUUUAUCUUCUCUUGGCUUAUGAAGAAUAAUAAGCUUUGUGCUAUAAAGAGCCCUGUCCUCCCAUCAUCUACAAAUGUGCAGAAGCGUCGACACAGUUCAAAACACAAGAAACAUCGUUUAUCAAUUCACAGUACCUGCGCAAAUGUGAAAGAACAUACCUGA